UCUCGCCGAUAAAAGUCCAAAACUCCGAGCAGGCCUAGCGAGAUAUUCGUCACCGCCGCGACGCCGUUGACGCUUAUACUACUUUGGUAAUAAUCUCUCUUCCUCCUCCUCUUCUGUACCAAGUAAAGAUAAUUGGUUGUGAAAGCAUAUGACUUUUUUGUGUUUAAUCUGCUGCUGCAUUAUUUGUUUGUGUGGAUGUAACGAAGGAGAUGAGUUACUUAAGACGAUCAAGUCAUCAAAAAAAGAUUGAUCCUUUUAUGUCCAAGCUUAUCCGUCUGAGAUUCUCUUAACUUGUCGGGUCUGUUUGUAUGGAUGUAAUGAAUGAUAUUAGUUGGCACGAUCAGCCUUUAUGUUUAGCUUAUAUUGUUUUCACAUUUGACUAAUUAGGUUUCUUUCAAUGGUGUUCUGUUUUUUUUGUUUUUUCUCUCUUUUCAUGUGAUUAAGUGACUACUACUGCUUACUAUUGCGUUUCGAGCAUGUUACUGAUCGCGAGGAAAGCUUUGGCCUUGGCGCAUAACAAGACUAUUCGUUUGACGACUAGGGAAGUUCAUUGCUUAAGCUCCAUUUUACUGUCUCCUCCUCUCGUGUCUCUUGACUUGCCUGAAAACUGGGUUCCUUACUCUCAUCCUCCAUCCUCCAUUGCCUUCGAGGGCGAACAGAAGACUGUGGUGAUUGAUGGAAAAGCGAUAGCAGAGGAGAUCAGAACGAAGAUUGUUAGUGAAGUGUGGAAGAUGAAAAAUGAUGUGGGGAAAGUCCCUGGUCUUGCGGUUGUUUUGGUUGGGGAACAAAGAGACUCCCAGACUUAUGUACGGAACAAGAUUAAAGCUUGUGAAGAAACUGGGAUUAAAUCUGUUUUGGCUGAGUUGCCUGAGGAUUGUACUGAAGGAGAUAUUAUCAGUGUGUUGAAAAAGUUCAAUGAAGACACAUCUAUUCACGGAGUUCUCGUGCAGCUUCCUUUGCCCCAGCAUCUUGAUGAAGCAAAGAUCUUGAAUAUGGUGAGGUUAGAGAAAGAUGUUGAUGGGUUCCAUCCAUUAAACAUGGGGAAUCUCGCAAUGAGAGGGAGGGAGCCGCUGUUCGUAUCUUGCACCCCUAAGGGAUGUGUGGAGUUGCUGAUCAGAGCAGGUGUUGAGCUAGCAGGAAAAAACGCUGUGGUGAUUGGAAGAAGCAACAUCGUUGGUCUCCCAAUGUCUUUACUAUUGCAGAGGUAUGACGCUACAGUAAGCACGGUGCAUGCCUUUUCAAAGGAUCCAGAGCACAUUACAAGGGAAGCUGAUAUAGUGGUUGCAGCCGCGGGUGUGCCUAAUCUUGUUCGUGGAAGUUGGCUGAAGCCUGGAGCAGUUGUCAUUGAUGUUGGAACAUGUCCUGUUGAGGAUAGUAGCUGUGAGCAAGGUUAUCGUCUUGUUGGAGAUGUAUGCUACGAGGAAGCGUUAGGUGUAGCCUCAGCGAUCACUCCUGUACCUGGAGGAGUCGGACCCAUGACCAUUGCCAUGCUACUAUGCAAUACCUUGGAUGCUGCCAAGCGGACAUCCUUGUGAUAAAAUGGUUAUCUCUGUCUUAUAAUCAAACCUUCAUUAACCAAAGAGAUGAGAUUCCAUGUUGUCGGGGGUUGUCUGAAUAAUCAUGUUCUAGCUCUUUUUCAGAGUAAGAGUUUAAUGCUUUUGUUGUAGUAGCUGGUUUCUAGAUAACAGUCCAAUGUUAUUGUUUCACUGGCGUUUGCAAGAUGAGGAAGGCAUGGUAGUUAUGCA
This is a messenger RNA of Raphanus sativus (radish), 1745 nucleotides long. Its product is annotated as bifunctional protein FolD 1, mitochondrial. Gene Ontology annotation, molecular function: methenyltetrahydrofolate cyclohydrolase activity; methylenetetrahydrofolate dehydrogenase (NADP+) activity. NCBI's taxonomy places the organism in Eukaryota, Viridiplantae, Streptophyta, Magnoliopsida, Brassicales, Brassicaceae. The transcript has 5 exons. Bases 477 to 1535 code for a protein of 352 amino acids. The record is from RefSeq and is a predicted model, not a curated record. Gene Ontology annotation, biological process: tetrahydrofolate interconversion. Gene Ontology annotation, cellular component: cytosol.